UGAAACAUAAAUUCAAAGACAAAUAAAUAAAACGUAUAUGUAUUAAUUUAACAUAUUAUAAAAAAUAUUAAUUUUUUGAAGGAAUAUGAUGCCACAAUUCGCUUUCAAGGUAUUACAUUUUUUAUGUUAAUUUUUACAUACAUUUGUAUUUACACACAUUAAACUUGCGAGAAAUUAUUCUACGAAUGAGAAAGCUGAACGAUCUGAUAGCACAAUUAAUUUUUCUUAUGAGAGAAGACCAACUCUCGCCGUUCUAUGCGAGCUCCAUUCGUUUCGCGGAACGUUAUAUGUAUACAGUUAUACUUUGUAAUUGUUAAUGAUACAUAAAUGAUAAUUAUCGAAGGGAAAACUAGCAAAAAAGGAAAACACAAACUAAGUCCAAUCGAGUUUUUAAAUUACAAUUUCCGGUAAUUUUUCCCACUCGCUUUAAGCAGAGAUGUGAUUUUCCGACGACGAUUCGAGAUUGCUAAGAUCUCAAGAUUCUGAUCAUCUCGCAGUUAUCUAGAUUGAGAAACAGUUAGAGGAAGAGAGUCGAAUCUAACGGAAGACAUUCGCGUGCUGGUGCGUGUGUGAAACGCAUUCGGUGGAUUACUCGCGCGAUUCUUGAACUCUGACAAGAGUUGUACGACUUUAUCGCAAAACACUCCGAAUAAAAGGACGAUUCAGAAUUCAAUCAGACUUCGUGAAUAAGAACUCCCUUUGGUUUCUCUCUGAUACGAUUGAUAUAAUAAUGUAUAUUAUGUGGAGUUUCUUGAAACAUUGGCUUAUCAAAAAGAUGACUGUUUAUAUAAAUUGUAAUUUUAUUUUAUUUAGACGAUCUAAAAGUACAAUCAAUAUUUGUAGUAUGCGCACAUCAGACGAGCCGCAUCUAGAUAAGAUAAAAGUUGCGCUAUGUAUCUUUUUCUUGGAACAUCUCAUUGAUACUUACGGCGUCAUCUGAACAUUUCGUAUGCAAACACGUUCGUUGAGAACAUCGAUAAUACAUAAUAUUGUAAAAACUUCAAAUAAUAAGAAAAUCCAUAUUUGUUGCACUAUGCAUUCAAACAAGUUUUAUAUCGAAAUAAAAAUUAAUAUUUAAUAAAAAAAUACAUUUUUUUUAAAUUGUAAAAUUUCCACAAACAAAUGCACCUUUUUGUGUUCUUUUUUUAUGUGAAAAUGAACAAACAUUAAUUUUCUUUAACGUCAAUUUUUUCCAUCGAUCGUAAUGAUAGAAUAAUAUUUGAUAUUUCGUAUUAAUACGUAAUGUGAAAAAAAUGUUCAUUUAGAGAUCUUAAGUUUUUUUCUUGUGAAAUCUUGAUCACAGAUCGAUUAAUAUUAAUCCACCUAAAAAAGAGGAUCACGAUAUCGAGCGAUACAGUCAGUUUAUUUGGAAUCCGAUUGGGUGCAUGAAUAACAGGUAGUUUUCCGUAACAGAGAUAGGCCGGAGAUGCGCCUUAAACAUAUAUAAGGACGGCCGAAAAUGGUCGUCUGUAGUAAUGAAAGAGCAGAGCCUACGUUGUGAUACACUGCACGCAGAUUACAAUCGGAUGAGUAACAUCUGAUUUGUGUUAGCCAAUCUCUAUCGGUCUAUCAUUUUGCUAUUAUCAAUACUGAACACAUAAGAGAAACUCAUCCUGCACGACCUUUAAAAAGAAAACGAUCAAAUUCUAAUAUUGGAUUUUGGAAUUCUUUGUUAAUUAUAUGCAACUCCAUUUAUUCAUAUUAAUUGCGAAGUAAUGAUAAAUAUGACUGUCGGUCUGAAGUUAAUGAAAUUUAAUCGCCGUAUUCGGCAGAAUUUAAACAUGCGUAAAUAUGUGAGUGAUCAGCUUCUCGCGGACGGUGAGGUGAAAAAAUCGAGAAUACCGUUGAACAUUGAUACCAACAUGCUGAAAAUCGGUUUCCUUGGAGGUGGAAAAAUGGCCCAAGCGCUCGCCAAGGGUUUCAUACGGAUAGGUUUAAGCAAAGGUGAAAUGAUGCUGGCCAGUUGUCUUCCUAAUGACACCGGAAGCAUCGAGGCUUUUAAGGAAAUGGGAUCAAAUACUGUUUUUACGAACGUACCUGUUAUCGAUUACGGCGAUGUAUUGAUUCUGUCGGUGAAGCCGCAAGUUGUACCGAAAGUUUUGCCAGAGUUCAGGACACACGACAAUAAGAAGUUACUCAUCUCCAUCGCCAUGGGCAUCUCCCUGGAAUCAUUAGAAAAGGCGCUGCCAAAAGAGACUCCCGUGAUGAGAGUAAUGCCAAAUACACCUGCAUUAGUUGGUUGCGGCGCCACAGUAUUUGCGCGUGGAAAAUAUGCGAGCGAUAAGGAUGCUGAGGUCACGGAGAAACUGUUUUCUGCCGUAGGCAUCUGCGAAGAGGUCCCGGAAAGUUUCAUCGAUCCCGUGACCGCCUUGGCUAGUUCUGGUCCUGCCUAUAUAUAUAUGGUAAUCGAAGCGAUGGCCGAUGGUGGAGUCAAAAUGGGACUACCCAGACCCAUUGCAUAUAAGCUUGCUGCGCAAACUGUCUUAGGCGCCGGUACCAUGGUUCGUGAGACAAAUCUUCAUCCAGGGCAGCUCAAGGACGAUGUGACUUCACCAGCAGGCUGCACCAUAACUGGUACUCAUCAAUUAGAGAAGCAUGGCUUAAGAUCGGCACUAAUCACCGCUAUAGAGGCAGCGACGCUUCGAUGUAGAGAAAUUUCGCAGGCAAAGAAAAACUAGUGAUGACAAUUAUAUUGUUAUUAUAAUAACAUUUUAAAGAGAACGAUGUUAAUGUUACAGAUAUCUACCAAAUGAAGUGAGAUGAUUAUGAGACUCAAAUCUUAACUAGAUUUAAAUGGUAAUGAAGAUACCUCUAUUUAAUUAAAAAGGUAUAUCAGGAUUAUUAAAUGUUCAAACAACAUGCAUUACUUUGAUAACUAUUAUAAUUAACAAAGAAAUAACUUUGUGAUAAUUUGAAAUUCCAAGAAAUGUCUAAUAUAUUCUAAGAUUAUAGAUUAUUAAACUUCAUUUGUAGUUUUAGAUACUGCUGUUGUCUCUCUAAAAGUUUAUAACGUCAAUAUAAAAAUUUUAUAAAUAAUUAUUUUAAGUGUUAGCAGAUUGUCUUUUAGCAGUAAUUUAGCUUUAACAGAAAAUUGAAAAUAUAGAUCUGGUAUUAAAUAACAAACGCGCAUAUUGAAGUUUGUAGUUUUUACAAAAUAAUUACAUUUUGGAUUGUAUUUAUAAAGCAAAGGUUAUCAUUCUUUUAUAAAUUUAGAUGUUUAUAUAAUUAUUAAGAAAUUAUCUUAAGUAAUUGGCCUAAAUAAGACUGAUAUUUAAAUUAUCAAAAAAACUGAAAAGCUUUAUAUAUAUUCUUUUUACAUUUGUAUAAAUGUUUCUAAUUUAUUACAAAUAAUUUUUAAUUGUAUAGAUUUUGAUUAAUAUAUUAUUAUCAAGUGUAUAUUAUUUGAAUUGACAUUCUGCUUAGUUAAAAAAAAAUUUCUAUGGUAGGAAUUCUGGAUAUAAAUAAUUAGAAAAUAAAAUUUAUUGUAUAAGAGAAAACAUACUUUUCUAUACAGCACAUUACACACUUAUGUACCUUGUUAUUUAACAUUUUUAAUUUUAAUGUCAAAUAAUACCAAGUGUAACAAAUUGUGUAACAAAAAAUAACUGUUAAUAAAUUUGUAAAUUCCGAUAUUGAAAA
Messenger RNA from Monomorium pharaonis (pharaoh ant), 3639 nucleotides. RefSeq names its product pyrroline-5-carboxylate reductase 2. Gene Ontology annotation, molecular function: pyrroline-5-carboxylate reductase activity. Gene Ontology annotation, biological process: L-proline biosynthetic process. The coding region runs from base 1716 to 2678 and encodes 320 amino acids. Lineage: Eukaryota; Metazoa; Arthropoda; Insecta; Hymenoptera; Formicidae. The transcript is spliced from 8 exons. The record is from RefSeq and is a predicted model, not a curated record.